This is a messenger RNA of Hibiscus syriacus, 606 nucleotides long. RefSeq lists its product as uncharacterized. The transcript has a single exon. The coding region runs from base 1 to 606 and encodes 201 amino acids. NCBI's taxonomy places the organism in Eukaryota, Viridiplantae, Streptophyta, Magnoliopsida, Malvales, Malvaceae. The record is from RefSeq and is a predicted model, not a curated record.
AUGGGCAAUUGUGUUCUCAAAUCAUUCGGAGAAGUUAAAGAAACGGUAAGAGUGGUGACGCCUGGCGGCGGCAUCAUGGAGCUAUCGCCACCCAUCACCGCCGACAGCAUAACCAAGGAAUUCCCUGGCCAAGCCAUUUACCGCACCCCGCACAGGCUCUCACGCCCUCUACUCCGCCACGAAAACCUCCGCACAGGCCACCUCUACUAUCUCCUACCCCGCAACAACAACAGCAGCAAGAUCAAUAAGAACAACAACAAUCUUGUAACACCUAUUGCUUCCUCUUCAUCGUCGUCGUCGUCGCCAUCUCCGUAUCGCAUGUCGUUCAAUCAGCAGAAGGCGUUGAAGAGAACCAACACGGGGGUGGCCCCGGCGCCACCGACAGUGUGGAAGGUGAAGCUAGUGAUAAGUCCGGACAAGUUGGCUGAAAUAUUGGCGCAGGAGGCUCCGACGGAGGAGUUGAUUGAAAGCGUGAGGACGGUGGCUAAGUGUGCUAAUGGGGUGUCGCCGUCGGUGACUAAUUCUGAUCGGUGCAGUGUUGUUAGUAGUUGCAAAGGAUCUCAAGUUAUGCUGAAGAUAGAUGGUGACCUCAGUAUUACUGUAUAA